Messenger RNA from Sungouiella intermedia, 2067 nucleotides. The record is from the annotation of a GenBank genome assembly. NCBI's taxonomy places the organism in Eukaryota, Fungi, Ascomycota, Pichiomycetes, Serinales, Metschnikowiaceae.
AUGCCAGACUCUAUUUCUGGUUCUAUUCAAGAAUCUCCAGAGGGCAACGCAGGUUUGCUGGGGCCACUGACUGGUACCAAGCCUUCUCCCAAUCCCUCAGAUAAUACGUCCAAUGCUCCCGUAUCACGUCGUCUGCGUCUUAUCGGUUUUGCUCGUGCUACUAGGGAUACAUACAUCCCUCGCUUGACCUCCUCGGUGACACUGUUGGCAACAGGUAUCACUGCACGAGAUAUCCAGUAUGAUGAAUAUGGCUCGCCCAUCACAUUUCCAAAAGAUACAACGUUCACACUUUUUCCUACGUACACACGGCCGGUCAAAAAUUCUGAGAAUGGCGAUGGCUGGAUGGUGAGUGUGCGAGGGUGGAUGUGGUGUCCAGGCGUCAUGAGCCGCAAAAACCGCUUGAUAUUGUCCUUGGCCAAACAAAUAACACGCUACGGGGGUGGAUCCGCGGCGCUGGCGGCUGUAGAUCGCUUGGAACUGGAUCCAAACUUGAAUCAGGACACAUUACAGGAUUGUGACCAGAAUAGCGAUGUAUCUUCCAUUUCGUCUGGAAAUUCGGCUUCGCCUCUGAUGGCACCCUCUUUGGGUUCUAUUGACAAUGACAAACUCAUUCGAGAUCGAUUGAGCUCGUUUAUUGCUAGAUCUAUCCCUGCUGCUCAUAUCAGUAUCGUGGUAGGGGCAGUCGAUACGGCUAGAAGCUCAAACCUCAAACAAAUAGAGACAACGACUGACUCUAACGGCAAUUUCGAGACGGAAAUCUUUGUUCCCUACGAACCCUCGGUAGUACAGGUCAGCUCGGUGGCCGAUGAAACUGUAUGCGUGUUCCAAGAGGUCAGGGUAGUCACAAUUGCGGGAUAUGGGCUUAUUAGUGACAUUGAUGAUACCGUUAAACUCACAGGAGUCAUUGGCGACAAACGUGAAUUGAUGCAUAGAUUAUUGCUAGGGGACGUCAUGUCGUGGAACAUUCCUCCUGUGAUCGCAUGGUAUAAGGCUCUUCUCUCGAGAUCAGACCUUACCUUCCACUACGUGUCAAAUUCUCCUUGGCAGCUUUUUUCUUUGAUCAGUCAAUACUUUGAAGCAGUUCAGCUACCUCCCGGCUCUAUUCAUCUCAAGCAGUACACUGGAAACAUCAUUUCAUCGCUCAUGGAACCAUCAUCAUCCCGUAAAAAGAAGUCGCUCUUCAAAAUUGCUCAAGACUUCCCCGAAAAGAAAUUCAUUUGUGUCGGGGACUCUGGUGAGAGAGACAUUGAAGCUUACACAGAUUUGGCGGUCAACUACCCAACUCAGAUCAAAAGUAUCUACAUUCGUGUUGUUGAGGAUUCUCUUUCUGAUGUGAAUGACGACAACAUUCUUAAUGAAAUUGAAUGGAUGAUCAAAGAAUGGUCUCGUCGCCAAAAGGAUACUCCUGUGGUUCCUCGUGUGGAGUCUGAACCUGACCUUAUAGAUAUGUCAGAUAGCUCUGCGGUCCCAGCCACUAAUCAACCAGCCACUAAUCAACGUGACGCUGUUUCCACUCAACUGAACGCAGUUUUCAAUGGGCCAGACCCAAUCUCGACUUCAAGAGCUGCAAAACUACCACCUAUGAUUCCCAGAAAACCUAUUGCACUUAAGGGAGUCACCGUCACGAAAGCUCCGCCAUUGCCAGAGAGAAAAUACUUGCAGAAAGCUGCCACUGACUCAAUAUUGUCUGAUUCAUAUCAUCAGGAACACUCGGGAAGCAGGGUUUCUCUGAAGGUUCCAAAGUCAGGCUCAGUGAGUCCAAGGGUAUCAACUUCUUCUCCACCUCCGCCACCUCCACCUCCGCCUCGCAGAAGAACUGGAGCAAGUCCUUUGCUAUCAUUGCCUCAAGUUGAAUCUAUUGACCAAUCUUCAGAGCAAUUCCAUGUUGAUAACCUAAAUGGAGCUCAAAGUUUCUUCGAACUCGAGGAUGUGGAUAAGCGUGGAGCAGAGUGGCUCCAGCGGAUAAAAGCUGUACUACAUUCACUUGAAGGAACGGAUGUCAAGCUUCAUCUUUUUAGAGACACCGAUGAUCAAUUCUUUAAGGAUUCGCUACAAGAUCUUGAAUAA